Capsella rubella is the source of this 1166-nucleotide messenger RNA. RefSeq names its product putative axial regulator YABBY 2. NCBI's taxonomy places the organism in Eukaryota, Viridiplantae, Streptophyta, Magnoliopsida, Brassicales, Brassicaceae. Bases 234 to 800 code for a protein of 188 amino acids. Gene Ontology annotation, cellular component: nucleus. The transcript has 6 exons. The record is from RefSeq and is a predicted model, not a curated record. Gene Ontology annotation, biological process: cell fate commitment; multicellular organism development.
UCUCUCUCUCCCCCUUCCUCUCUUUCUUCUUUGCCUUUGCCCUUUAUCUUUAAAUUUUUAUUCUUCCGAAAUCAAAACAGUUCCUCUUCUUUGAUCUCUAGCUAUAGCUAGCUCAUUGGGAUAUAUAUACAUAUAAAUAUAACUCCUAAGUUUUCCAUAUAACCCGAAAUCAAGAAGAGAGAGAGAGACAUAUAUAUCAUCGAAGAGAACAUAUCCACACACACACACACAAAAUGUCUGUGGAUUUAUCAUCUGAGCGUGUUUGCUAUGUCCACUGCAACUUCUGCACCACGAUUUUAGCGGUAAGCGUGCCAUACGCAAGCUUGUUCACACUUGUGACGGUGAGAUGUGGCCAUUGUACCAAUUUGCUGUCCCUCAACAUUGGAGUUUCGCUUCAUCAAUCCUCACCUCCUCCCAUCCAUCAAGAUCUUCAGCCGCAUAAGCAGCACAUAACAUCUUCCGUAACAAGAAAAGAUUAUGGAUCAUCUUCUAGGAGCACCAACCAUAUGUCCACCACAAUGUCCGAAAAUAUCGACCGGGAGGCUCCUAGAAUGCCUCCUAUUCGUCCGCCGGAGAAAAGACAACGCGUUCCUUCGGCAUACAAUAGAUUCAUCAAAGAGGAAAUCCAAAGGAUCAAGGCUUGCAAUCCAGAGAUUAGCCACCGUGAGGCGUUUAGCACAGCUGCUAAAAAUUGGGCACAUUUUCCUCACAUUCACUUUGGAUUAAAGCUGGAUGGCAACAAGAAAGGCAAGCAAUUAGACCAGACUGUUGCAAGCCAAAAAUCUAAUGGCUAUUGCUAAAGCCCUUUCUAUGAUAUAUAUAUACAUACAUAUAUGCGUGUAUAUCUCAUAUAUGCGAUAUAUAUGUGUAUAUGCUUUAUGUUUUUAUCUUUGUACGUACGCAUUUAUGAAUGUGUAAGCAGAGCUGAUGAUGGAAGAAAAGGCGAGGAAGAAGAAGAAGAAGAUCAUAACCUUACAUAUAUAUACGUCUAUUAUAUAUGUUCCUUUCUUUUUCUUGCGGGAGCUUUAUCUAUAAACUUCGUUGCUUAUAUGUUCUCCUAAUAAGUGUAAGUCUCUUUAUGAUUUUCACAAUAUUUGAACCUAUAAGAAUUUCGGAAGAAUCUUCUUUAUACGAAGAUUGUAAUAUAAAUUUCCACUUUACUCUCA